AAACUUUGAAUCUCUAGAUCUAGAUAAAAGUAGAGUUUUAGUGGAGUCUAGUAUUUCUGAGGCUGUACUAAAUAUUGUUUACUAUGGCAACCAAAUCUAGUGAAUCGCGUGUGCAUAUGCAGAAAUUUUUGCAAAGUUUUUUAUCAAAAGGAAUCCUCAACGGCAAAGAAGUUAAAACCUUAAUGACUGAAUGUGGGGUCCAGAUUGAUUCAACAGAUGAAAUGCUAAAAUGUGUCCAUACUGCCAAUGAAGCUAUUGCUCCAUUCAAUUUGGAGAUUAAAAAAGGAAUUCAGGAGGAUGAUGGUGCUAAUUUUUAUUGCCUUGUAAACACAGUGGAAACUCCUAUUUCUCGCCUCUCAUCCACGUAUACACCAAACGAAUUGGAACUGUUUAAAAAGCUGAUUGAGCAGAUUGUGGAUACUGAUGAGGGUAAAGUUGGUUCCCUUGCAGCACUAACUCUGACAGACAGGCUAGAAAAACAAAUGGGGAAAGAAGAAGCACAAGAUUUCUUCAAUAGAUUAGAACAGGAUAAAUGGAUUAAAAAGAAUGCUGAUGGGAAGUUGUCUUUGUCAGUCCGAAGCAUCCUAGAGCUGGAACAGUACUUGAAAGAUGUGUACCCUGAUUUUAUUAAAUUGUGUAAUAUAUGCUCAAAGAUCUGUCUUUUGGGUCAGACAUGCUCUCAUUGUGGGAUAAAGCUGCAUUUACGAUGUGCUCAGACCUUGUUUGCAAAACAAGGUGAAGUGAAAAAAUGUCCAGCAAGAGAUUGUAGAGCUGCCUGGAGCCAGCACAGAACUUAA
Molecule: messenger RNA, 797 nt
Organism: Physella acuta
Lineage: Eukaryota; Metazoa; Mollusca; Gastropoda; Physidae
Product: non-structural maintenance of chromosomes element 1 homolog
Biological process (GO): double-strand break repair via homologous recombination
Cellular component (GO): Smc5-Smc6 complex; nucleus
Molecular function (GO): ubiquitin-protein transferase activity
Source: RefSeq, a predicted model, not a curated record